UCGCUAGAAUGGAUGAUACCAUAGUUGGGUCCCGGUUCGGGAAACCGGGAUCGUCGUCGUUGUUGUCGUAAGUCGUAAGUCGCGAAGUCGCGCGCGCCGUUCCAAUCGUUGUUGCUUUCGUCAUGAUGUUGUUGAUGAGGUGCGCGCCUUCUAGGUCGUCGACUCAGGCAUUGGGACGCGACCAUUAUUCCGGCGAUUUUUGUUUCUUUUAUUGUGCGCGCAAUUUCAAGUGUUUGGUGCUGCCUUACAGUGAUACUUAGGAAAAAAAGUGCGACAAUAAAGCGAAAAAUGUGAUUCGUAAGUGACAAAUGCCAGAAGAUUCUUAAAUUUCACCAGCAAGUGCCAUCUCAGUGCCGAGUUUGAAUAGUUCGAAUUUUCAAAAAAAAAAUUCCUCGAUCAUGCUUCGAUCCUUCAGUGUGCUAUACCCAAGAAAAAUUGUGAGCGUUACGUCAUACGUAACGACUAGCUUACCGUAAGAAUAAUUCUAGAAUGGAUGUGUACCAACUGGAUUCCCCAAACGAUGGGCUGAGCUCUAGUUUGGUAAAACUGGACGAGGAUUUAGAGGAAAUGUCCUUUGACGCUGGUUCGGAAUUCAAUUUGCAUUUUUUCGAUACCCCCGAAGAUUCCAACACCCAAAGUGGACUUAGCGAUCACGAAGAAUCGGUGGAAUCGAGUUCGACCACUAGGGGAACACCACCGAGCCCAGUGCCACGACUUUUACCACCUCCCCCACCGUUGGCUAUUUCUGUAGGGCAGGAUCCGAUUUCGAGCACCAUCGUGGUGACCAGUUCCUCGUCGCCAAUGACCCUCGUGAAUCCGGCAACCUGUCUGGUGAUAACGUCCUCAGAAAUGGCCAAGGUGUCAUCCAGCAGCUUCGAGCCGCCACCGGGAAUGGUGCACCAGCAGCGAGUGGCCACUGGGAAUCGUUUAGAUCCGCCCUGUUCCGCCUCGGAUGCCAGCUCGACCACCUCGAACAAAACGUUCGUCGCGUGUAAGGUCUGUGGGGAUAAGGCUUCCGGCUACCAUUACGGGGUGACCUCGUGUGAAGGCUGCAAAGGAUUCUUCCGGCGCAGCAUCCAGAAGCAGAUCGAGUACCGGUGUCUGCGCGAUGGCAAGUGUCUGGUGAUACGGCUCAACCGGAACCGCUGUCAGUAUUGCCGCUUCAAGAAGUGUCUCGCCGUCGGGAUGAGUCGAGAUUCUGUUCGAUAUGGUCGCGUUCCGAAGAAAUCUCGUGAAGCCGGAAACAACGGAGCCUCGGCGGAAGAAAUGAACGUGUGUGUCAAUUCGACGACACCGAAUCCGGUGUCGGUGAUGAGUAGCUGCGGCGUAUCGGCCAAUUCGACAGCGACCGUCGUAGCCCCGCCAGUGAUCAGUGCCAGCAAUAAUCUUAAUAGCAACAAUAUCAACAACAAUAAUAAUAACAUUAGUACUAGUAAUAAAAAUAACAACAAUAUUAGCAAUCACAACAACAGCAAUUCCGUCGAAAGUAUGACGAACUGCGCGGAAAUCAGCACUUCGACGGCGGUUGUCACCAUUUUACCGGAUUCCUUGACGGUUGGGUUCAAUCCACCGGAACUGUCCAUCUACGAUAUCAUCCACUGUGUGGCACAGGCCCAUCGGGCUCACAGCACCUACACGACCGAGCAGGUCAAAGAACUGAACCGGAUUUCGUUGGUCAACUGUAGCGAGAAGAAUAACCUUAUCCUGCAAUCGCUGGAUACCAUCGAGGAUCAGCGGAUCUGGCUGUGGCAGCAAUAUGCCCUGCGGAUAACUCCGUCGGUGCAGCGGAUUGUCGAAUUUGCCAAGCGAGUUCCGGGCUUCGGAGAGUUCCUGCAAGACGAUCAGCUGAUCUUGCUAAAGUUGGGUUUCUUCGAGGUGUGGUUGAGUCACGUGGCCCGAGCAACUUCCGAUACGUCACUUACCUUCGACGAUGGGGUCUACUUUUCGAGGGCCCAGCUGGAGGUUAUCUAUGAUAUUGAUUACGCCAACGCAUUGUUCAACUUCACGAGCGGACUGAACGGAUGCUGCCUGAGCGACACCGAAAUCGGACUAUACUCAGCCCUAAUUCUCCUCUCGGAUCGCCCGGGUCUAACCGAAACCAAGAUGAUCCUGAAAACGCGCGAAUGCAUAGCGGAAGCCCUGCGGGUCCAGAUCACCCGAACCCGCCCCAAUGCCGGAAGCGCCCUACAGAUUAUGCCAGCAUUGGAGGCUAAAAUCCACGAACUGCGGAUGCUGGGCGGCAAACACUUUGCCCAGCUCGAGUGGUUCCGCCAGAACUGGAACUCCGGAUUCCGGUUACCGCCCCUGUUUGCCGAAAUCUUCGACAUCCCCAAGUGUGAGGAGGAUUUGCAGUAGGAGGGAGGAAAAUAAAGUGUGGGAAAAUCCGCUCGAUUAAUCUUCGUGGCCAAUACUAUUUUAGAAAUUACGAGAAUUGAACAUAUUGUAGUCCGUAAGAUAUUCGAAGUUAAGAAGCUACUCUAAACUGGAACAGAGCAAGACUUGCCAAAAUCACUCACUGAGAUGAAAAUGUUACAUGAUAGCAAAAUUAGAUGAAAUUAUUAAAGGUAUACCUUCUUGUUGAGUGAGUUUAUUUCAUUUUAGCCAAUUAUCAUUUGUAUAUUCGUCAUUAACGGUAGGAAACGAAGUUUGGUCUGAGUUUAAGUCGGAGGCAUGCAUGUACAAUUUCGGUUUGAUUAGCGAUAACAAAAAAAAUCAUUCAACUGGGAUGACCCUGCAAAACCGAUAUCAAGAAUCAUACAUACGUCACUAUAAAAAAACAUACACAUAUCACAAAUAUCGAUGUCAAAGUUGAAACCAUAACUUAAUGAUAACCAAACGACUAACCGCAAUUUCCCUGAAACAACAAAAAUUGGGCAACCUAUACCUAUCAGUAGUCUUAUCGUACCCCGAAAAUAGAGAGAACAAAAAACACAAUUCGAAACAUUGGUGCUUGAACUGAAUCUUAGAACAUUUUUACCAUUCGUUGUCAUUGUCGUCUCUUCUAGGGUUAGUGAUAGUAAGAUAGAGAAAAAAAACGCGUUGAUAUCAACAAUUAGAACCAAACUUUCUUCCUGCUCUACUUAUAUAGGUCAAUGAAUGGAACAAAACUAAGCCACAUGAGAUAAAGUAAAUCCAAGACAAAUAACUGACAGCUACUACUUCUUAUCUUAAAACUAUCAUACCAACUAUAACAUUUAUUAAAUCAAAACAUGAAAAUAGCUUUCAAAAUUCAUCUUAAGUAAAAAUUUAGAAAAUUCGUUUUGAAAUUUUCGGAAUAAACAUAAGACAAUUUAAUUCUAAAUUUGUAAUAGAAUUCGUAUCUGACAUCUGAAUUAAGAAAUAGAAUUCUGCAUUUUGAUUUCCGAUUCUGAAAUCUGAAUCUGAAUUCUGAAUCUGAAUUCUGAAUAUGAGUUCUGAAUCUGAAUUCUGACUCUGAAUUCUGAAUCUGAAUUCUGAAUUGGAAUUCUGAAUCUGAAUUCUGAAUCUGAAUUCUGAAUCUGAAUUCUGAAUCUGAAUUCUGAAUUCUGAAUUCUGAAUCUGAAUUCUGAAUUCUGAAUCUGAAUUCUGAAUCUGAAUUCUGAAUCUUAAAUUCUAAACCUGAAUUCCGGAGCUGAAUUCUGAUUCUUUUGUCUUAAUCUGAAUCCUUAUUACUGAAUCUGAAUUUGAAUUUUUUUAUCUUUAUUCUGGAUAACUAUGGAUUCAAAAGCUGUAUUUUUAAUCUUAAUACUAGAUUUGAUUUGGUUUUCUUAAGUGUUAUUUUAACUUCAUUUUCCAUCGCUUUAUUCUUCAACAACUUAAGUGAAUUGAAUGAGUACUCUCUAUUUAUGAGAUCGCUUAUCACGCUUCUAUACAGUAUGUGGAUCAAGACAUCCUUCCCUGAUUCAACCUUUAAAUCGACUCUUGACAAAAAAAAAUCAUAUUGCUAAAUCUCAAGAAACAAUUAGCAAAUCAACUGAAUAAACUGGUGCUGUAUCUUUAGAUGGUAGCUUUAAGUAAGCAAAUUUUAAAAAGUGAGAGCAAAACUAAAACAUAUUGGGAAAUCUUAGAUUUUAAUGAUGCUUGAAGGAUGAUAUAAAGAAAAAAAAACAA
Messenger RNA from Uranotaenia lowii, 4089 nucleotides. RefSeq names its product ecdysone-induced protein 78C (gene Eip78C). Gene Ontology annotation, biological process: regulation of DNA-templated transcription. Gene Ontology annotation, molecular function: nuclear receptor activity; sequence-specific DNA binding; zinc ion binding. NCBI's taxonomy places the organism in Eukaryota, Metazoa, Arthropoda, Insecta, Diptera, Culicidae. The record is from RefSeq and is a predicted model, not a curated record. Bases 490 to 2355 code for a protein of 621 amino acids. The transcript is spliced from 5 exons.